Molecule: messenger RNA, 654 nt
Organism: Dendronephthya gigantea
Lineage: Eukaryota; Metazoa; Cnidaria; Anthozoa; Malacalcyonacea; Nephtheidae
Exons: 4
Coding region: 1-654 (217 amino acids)
Cellular component (GO): membrane
Source: RefSeq, a predicted model, not a curated record
AUGACUAACACAGGCAUGCUUACGAAGCACAGUGAUUGGUUUAACUCGCCAAAGAUAGUUCAUGAUGUGACCUUAUCACAUUCAUCUCUACCUUUCAAAGGUGUUGUCCAAAUUAGCACUGACAGUGGAACAAUGGAUGUUUGCUGGAAGAGUUUAAAGAAGUACCCAGAUGCGCGUAUCCUAUGUCGUAGUCUUGGUUACGACGAGCUAAAUUCAUUUGUUAAUUUGUCUGUCCCAGCAGAUUCCAAAGAUGCUGUUUUUUCAGGAACAUUUACCUGUAGUGAUCAAGAAAAAUCUUUAUCCCAGUGUUUGAUUGUUGCUUCCAACCAGACCUGUUCCGAACUAACAUACAUCGAAUGUAGUUUUCAUGAUUAUCAUAUCUUCUGGGAGAACUUCAGUCCAUUGUUAGCUACAGAUAAAAAAAGAUUUCCUGAUUCAUCAUUUUCUGCCACUGCUUCGGUAAAAGGUCACAAUCCUUUCGAUGCAAGGAUAUCUAGCGGAAGUUCCUGGUGUGCUCCUGUUUCGGAUGCAAAGCAUUAUCUUCAGGUGGACCUGGGAACGGUGUAUUGGUUAUUUCAUGUGAUAACGUAUGUUAAGAUCUUGUUAAACUAUGAUUAUAAGAAUUUAUGGCAUACACUAAGGGACUAUUCUUAA